AUGGCACGGCUGAGAGCAUAUCUCGCUGAAAGACGGGCAAUGUUGUGGAGUGAUAUGUCGGCCAAUAUGGCCAAAAUCAUAGAAGAAGGUGAGUCAGGGGAUUGUCGAGAUGUUAUUCAGCUAGGAGAGCUAGAUGCAGCUCCAGCUAAGUUAGAGGAUCUGAAAGCCGAUGUUCAGGAUCCCUUGUUGGAGAUCAAUUUGGGAGCAGAAGAAGAGCCUCGGCCAACCUACAUAAGUGAUCUUCUAGAACCUAACUUUAAAGCUGAACUGAUCUCGUUGCUUAGAGAAUAUAAGGAUUGUUUUGCUUGGAAUUACACUGAGAUGCCAGGAUUACCAAGGCAGCUAGUUGAGCAUCGACUACCUAUAAAAGAAGGUUUCAGACCGUUCAAGCAAGCGCCUAGACGUAUGUCAACAGAAGUGACUAUGAAAGUGAAGGAGGAAAUUGAGAGGUUACUCAAAGCAGGAUUCAUCCGGACCACAAGGUAUUGUGAUUGGCUAUCUAAUAUCGUUCCCAUGGUUAAGAAGAAUGGAAAGAUUAGGGUGUGCGUAGACUUCAGGAAUUUAAAUUUAGCUACUCCAAAAGAUGAGUAUCCAAUGCCCAUGGCCGAUCAAUUGAUUGAUGCGGCCGCCAAGAAUGAGAUUCUGUCAUUCAUGGACGGUCACUCAGGAUACAACCAGAUAUUCAUAGCAGAGGAUGAUGUUAACAAGACGGCAUUUAGAUGUCCGGGAGCCAUAGGCACUUUCGAAUGGGUGGUGAUGCCCUUUGGUUUGAAGAAUGCCGGAGCCACUUAUCAACGAGCUAUGAAUGCAAUCUUCCAUGACAUGAUUGGGAAAUUUAUGGAAAUAUAUAUUGACGACGUAGUGGUGAAAUCAGCGACAAAGGCGAAACAUCUGGCCGACUUGAGGAGAUCAUUUGAGAGAAUGAGAACCCAUGGUUUGAAGAUGAACCCACUUAAAUGCGCCUUUGGAGUGACAGCUAGGAAUUUUCUAGGGUUCUUGGUGCAUCGGAGGGGUAUCGAGGUCGACAAGAAUAAAGCUAGGUCAAUCAUCGAAGCUCAACCACCUCGCAACAAGAAGGAGUUACAAAGACUAAUUGGUCAAAUCACAUACUUGGGAAGAUUUAUUUCAAAUCGUGCUGGAAAGAUCCAUACCUUUUCUCCGCUCUUAAAGCUCAAAUCAGAGGAAGACUUUCGAUGGGAAAAGCAUCACCAACAUGUGUUUGAAUCAAUCAAGGAAUAUCUUGCUAACCCUCCUGUCCUUAUGCCACCUAGGAAGAAACAGCCGCUGAAGUUAUAUAUUUCAGCUGCGGAUGAGUCAAUCGGAAGUUUGUUAGCCCAGGAUAACGAAGUAGGGAAAGAACAGGCGGUGUAUUACCUUAGUCGUAUUUUGACACCGGUUGAGCGUCGAUAUACGCCAAUCGAAAAAAUGUGUCUUGCUUUGUAUUUUGCUGCUCACAAACUGAGAAUAUAUAUGCUACCUGUUUUAGUUUAUGUGAUUUGUGCCACUGACUUGAUUAAGUAUAUGCUUUCUCGUCCAAUAAUUUCUGGACGAAUAGGCAAGUGGUCCUUGGCCCUUAUGGAAUUCAGUUUCCAAUAUGUGCCUCAAAGGGCCGUAAAGGGCCAAGCACUUGCUGAUUUCCUAGCUGACCAUCCAUGCUUGGAUGUUGAUCCGGGAGUUUAUGAUGCAAUGGAGUUAUGUGCUAUUCAACUAACUCCUUGGACUCUAAUUUUUGACGGAUCCAGCGCAAAUGAUGUCGGGGGAGCUGGAGUUGUAAUAAUUGCACCAAAUGGCAGGAAAACAACAUAUUCUUUCUUUCUAGAUUUCAAAUGUUCUAACAAUCAAGCAGAAUAUGAAGCUCUGAUUAUUGGUCUUGAAAUACUCUUAGAGAUGGGGGCACAGACCGUUGAGAUCAUAGGUGAUUCAAGUUUGGUGAUCGGUCAGUUGUCCAGCAAUUUCAGGUGCCAAAGUUGGCACCUCAAACCAUUCCACUCUAUAGCCAUGCAAUUACUACAAGAAUUUGCAGAGGUAAAGGUCAAGCAUGUUUAUAGAUUGCAUAAUAAAGAGGCCAAUGAUUUGGCUCAAAUAGCAUCUGGCGUUAGGGUGCCAGAAGGAAUAAUGGAGAAUUUGAUCAGAAUAAAGAGAAGGUCAUUACCCUCAGUUAAGGCGAGGGAAGAAUUGUUGGCGGAGGUCUUUGCAAUCGAGGUGGAAGACGAUAUGGAAGAGAAUGAUUGGAGAACACCGAUCGUCGAUUUUCUCAAAAAUCCAGACCCUAAGGCUGACAAGAAGCUAAAGAUCAAAGCUCUUAAGUUUGUGAUGAUUGAUGGAGACCUAUUCAGGAAAAGCAUCAAAGAUGACCUACUCCUAAGGUGUGUCAGUAAAAAAGAAGCCAUGAAAGUAAUGGGAGAGACCCAUGAAGGGGUAUGUGGUGCUCACCAAGCUGGAAUAAAAAUGAAGUGGCUGAUUAGAAGGUACGCUUAUUACUGGCCCGGGAUGCUUAAAGACUGUAUCACAUACGCCAAAGGAUGUCAAGCGUGUCAAAGGCAUGGGCCAAUCCAUAGAGCCCCUGCGAUUGAAUUGCAACCAAUCAUAAAACCAUGGCCUUUUAGAGGAUGGGCUAUGGAUUUGAUAGGGAAAGUUUAUCCACUUUCUUCUAAACAACAUUAUUUUAUCAUUGUGGUAAUUGACUACUUUACCAAGUGGGUCGAAGCGGUGCCCAUGAAGUCAGUGCACCAAGAAGAUGUGAUUCGGUUUAUCAAACAACAUGUUAUUCAUAGAUUUGGGAUCCCAGAAUCAAUCACAACUGAUCGAGGUUCAGCCCUUGUUGCCAAAGAAGUGCAGGCAUUUGCAGCAGAGUACGGGAUCAAGCUCCUAAACUCAACCCCUCACUUUGCACAAGGAAAUGGUCAAGCCGAGUCGUCUAAUAAGACGCUAAAAGGCAUCAUUGAAAAAAUGGUGGAAGAUAACCCUAGGGUGUGGCAUGAACUGUUAUCAGAAGCACUUUGGGCAUAUAGGACUUCUCAACGGUCAAGCACAGGUGUGACUCCAUUCAUGCUCACCUAUGGUCAUGAUGCAGUUUUGCCUAUGGAAGUGACUGUGCGGUCAAUGAGAUUCGCAUUGCAAAACAAUUUGACCCUUGCUGAAUAUAAUGAGUCUAUGUUGGUCGAAUUGGAGGACCUAGACGAAGUAAGGUUAAGGGCUCUUAACCACAUACAAGUUCAGAAGAGGCGAGUAGCAAGGGCAUAUAACAAGCGUGUUAGGGCCAAAAUCUUCGGUGAAGGUGACUUGGUUUGGAAGACUGUCCUCCCAAUGGGUGUGAAUGAUCGAAAAUAUGGAAAAUGGUCACAAAAUUGGGAAGGUCCAUUUGUGGUUUACAAAGUCUUAAAAGGAGGCGCAUAUCAUUUGCAAGAUCUUGACGGGGAAAUACACCCUCGACCAAUUAAUGGCCGAUACUUAAAAACUUAUUAUCCUAUAAUGUGGGAGACAAUGGAGAAUAAAACCAAAGAUGGUUAA
Messenger RNA from Cornus florida, 3510 nucleotides. RefSeq lists its product as uncharacterized. The transcript has a single exon. Gene Ontology annotation, biological process: DNA integration. The record is from RefSeq and is a predicted model, not a curated record. Gene Ontology annotation, molecular function: nucleic acid binding; RNA-DNA hybrid ribonuclease activity. The coding region runs from base 1 to 3510 and encodes 1169 amino acids. NCBI's taxonomy places the organism in Eukaryota, Viridiplantae, Streptophyta, Magnoliopsida, Cornales, Cornaceae.